Calidris pugnax (ruff) is the source of this 3975-nucleotide messenger RNA. RefSeq names its product interleukin 18 receptor 1 (gene IL18R1). The transcript is spliced from 10 exons. Gene Ontology annotation, molecular function: interleukin-1 receptor activity; interleukin-18 receptor activity; interleukin-18 binding. Gene Ontology annotation, biological process: interleukin-18-mediated signaling pathway; positive regulation of type II interferon production. Lineage: Eukaryota; Metazoa; Chordata; Aves; Charadriiformes; Scolopacidae. The record is from RefSeq and is a predicted model, not a curated record. Bases 62 to 1759 code for a protein of 565 amino acids.
AAUAAAGAAGAACAAUUCUGUUUCAUUUUUCUGGAGCAGAAGGGAGAAGUAACUCACGAAAAUGACUAUGAUGCUGUUUUUUUUCAUGUUUAUCACUGAAUCUGCCACUGAGAAGCUGUGUCCCCUUCGUGCCUCCAUUGAUGUGCUAGAAGGGGAAUAUUUUUUCCUUUGUUAUCCUGAGUCAAGGCAAGAACAUUUUCAGGAAGAAGCGUACACAAUAAACUGGUACAAAGAAAAAGCUGGAAAGCAGCAACUGAUAAAGGAAACACGUGGAAUUGUUCCCCAAAAGAAUUCUCUGGAGUUCUGGCCAGCUGAGCUCAGUGACUCUGGGAAUUACUCUGUCAUUCACAGCAAUGGAAAACAAAAUUUAACAAUUCAAAAGUGGACCUUGAAUGUGCUUGAAAGAAAUAAAAGCAGCUGUUUCAAUAAAAAUCAUUUAACUACAGAAAUUAAAAAUGCUGGAACUGGUCAUUCACUGAAAUGCAGUGAUUUGUCGGUCAAUGAAAAUGACAGCAUAACAUGGUACAAGGACUGUAAGAACUAUGAAAAUGAAACAGAGCGGGAACUGGAUUUUAAAACCCUAACUGUACAGCACUCUGGGAUAUAUACCUGUAAAAUUUUAAUCAGUCAUGAAGGAAAGAUAUACCAAAGCACAAAUACAAUUAAACUGGUGGUAGAAGAAGAUGCACCAGAGGCUGUAACUUUGGAGAUAGUUGGACACAAUGAAGAAAUUGAAACAGAAAUAGGUAAAGAAGAGAUACUCAAUUGCACAGGUUUCUUGGGUUAUUAUAUGCAAGAAGAAGCCAGCCUCUACUGGUUAAUUAAUCAAACAUUUCCAGAAAAAUGCUCAGGUAUCCCCGAGAAUGAACCUUCAAUAUGUGAAGAAGAGUUAAAAAAAUUACAGUUGGGAAACAAGUUCUACGUCACAAGGCUACUACGGAUUAAAAAAGUAACAGAGGAGGACAUGCAUCAUAAUUUCACCUGCACGUUGCAAUCUGAUGAAAGAACACAAAUAAAAAUAGUCAAACUGAAGAAGGGGAAUACCCGAGAUCUUCCUGUGCACAUAUUUACAACUGGAAUGGUCCUUGCAGUGCUAUUGCCAUGUGUUGCUGUAGCUGUGGUGCUUGUCUGUGUGAUGUUUAGAGUUGAGGUAGUUCUAUUUUACAGGAACAUAUGCAGAAGAGAUGACACUGUUGGAGAUGGAAAGGAAUAUGAUGCAUUUGUGUCUUACCUGAAGGAUUGCAUUUCUCCUACUGAAGAAGAGAGAGAAUUUGCUUUGAAGAUAUUACCCAUGAUAUUAGAAGAAAACUUUGGCUACAAGUUAUGUAUUUUUGAGAGGGAUGUAUCCCCUGGAGGAGCGGUUGUUGAUGAUAUUCAUUCAUUGAUUGACAGAAGUCGAAGAUUAAUCGUUAUACUGAGCCAGAACUACGUUUCUAACAGAGCCAUAUACGAACUAGAGAGUGGACUACAUAAAGCCUUAGUUGAAAGGAAAACUAAGAUCAUAUUAAUUGAAUAUAUGCCUAUAAGUGACUACAAUUUCUUGCCAGAAUCACUGUCUCUUUUGCCAUCAAAGAGGGUUGUGAAGUGGAAAAAGGACAAAUCUCUUCCUCUGAAUUCCAGAUUUUGGAAGAACCUUCGGUACCUGAUGCCAGCGAAACCUACCAAGAUAAACACCAAAGGACACUACAGUAAUCUUGACCUAGGCUCAGAAGGGGCUCAACCACAGUCUGAGGGCUGUGGCUUUAAUGCACUCGUAUAACAGUUAUGGAGACAUAAGAUGCUGCAGAAAACCACACAGUUUGCUAACUACUAGAAAACACAAACUGCACACUUACUUUCAGAAGGCAGUGUUCAGAAGAGGCCAAGUCUGAGAUCUGUGAAGAAUGUAGAAAUCGUUACAGAGACUAGGAUGAUGUUAACCCCAAUGCUAAAUGCUGUCCCAGAGAGUUUCCUCAGCAAUCUGCACAAGAAGCAGAAAUUUGAUUCUGCUUAGGACUUACCACAAGGCACAAAGCUAAAUAAUGUCGAAUGAUGUUAGUUACACUUGCAUACUUUUUAAGGCCUGUCAAUAAAUAUACCAGUAUUUGCAAAGUAUUAUUUAGAUGCUCUUGGUUUUGUGUUUUGGUAUUUCCUAAGGAUCCUGCAUGAAAGUAGCCCAAAAUGACUCCUGCCCUGGAGAGCUUGGCAUGCAGGCUUUGGGCAAUGCCAAACAGAAAAAUCAAGUGAAAACAGAGAAAAAGGAGGAUAGAAAGAGUAGGGCAGAUUUGGUUGGGCUAACAGUAUUCACUACUGACCUGUACAUGAUCCAGACAAUCCAAGUGGGAGUGAUUUGCAGGAAUGGUAACGACUUAGUAAUGAGUUCAAAACCAUGGUGACCCUCCCUUAUUAUUAGCUGCCUGGCAGAAGAUACCAAUCUGACAAAAAAUCCUGGAUAAAAUGGAAUCGUAUUUCCUCCUAGUACCAGUGAGGAGAAAUUAAUGGAGAAUAAUUUUGUAAGAUCUUCUGUCAGUUUGCUAGGAAAUCAUCAAGGCUCAGCCCGCUCUCAUCAUUUUCUUGCAUUCAACUAAUGCUAGUUCUAAGGAGGCAUCUCUUUGACAAUUCAUGCAGCUGUCAUGAAGGAACUCCGUUAUCUUCUCAGUGCACUUGAGAACACAGUUGGAGUGCUAGGUGUCAUGGCAAUAACUCAAAAUUCAUGAGAAUGAAAUACCUUGUUGUUUGUCAAAUACCUUGUAAUCAAGCAUAGUUUCUGACAGAUGCUCAAUUAAAAGUAAAGGCUAAAUGUGGAUUUAUGAAAUGGUGACAAUACAGUUGCUGGAUUAACACCCAGAUGAAAAUGAACAAAGGAAUAAGGCACACAUUUGUGAUGUCCUUCAGACCAGUUCCAAAAUGCCUCCCUCUUUCUCUUAGGCAAAUAAAGAGCUAUUGAAAUGUGAUCCUUAGGCAAAAGCCAUUCUCUGGCUUAAGCUUUUACUGAAGAGGAUUUCUGCUCUGUAGAUAUGCGUGUCUUUACCUUUCCAAAUCUUUCUCAAGGUCCAGUUCUUCUCUACCAAUGUUUCCUGUGAUUUGUAAUCAUAGAUCAUUUUAACACUUUCCUGCGGGACUAAUUCUCCUUACUUCGUAAAUGCUAUCUGACAUACUGGGCACAUCCAUUUCUUGGCCAAAAAGUUGACAGAGAAGUUAAUAACUUUCCUGGUACUUAACUGAGGUGUUAAACUUGCUUCUCAGCCACAUAGUUUUUCAUAUGCUGUCAUCAAUAUAUUACCUUACAACACAAAGCAUCAAAUGUAUUAUACUACACAUAUGAAUACGGAUAGUGCACGUGGUUUGUUAAAAACUCUGGGCUGAGCCUACCCUCUAUGAGAACCAGCUGCUAUAACUUGAGAUUGAAUUUACCGUGAAUGCCUCCUCACCUCAACUUGGACAUAUGAUGUGUCUGCAUAUACCUGCUCUAUCUCAUGAAACUGUACCCUGAAGAUUGUGAGACCAUGCAGAAUUUGACUGCACUGAGAUUUUACAGAAUACCAGAGGACUUCACAUGAGGAAGGUUGAAAGCUAAAUGGCAUUAACUCCAAAGUUGUUCAAAUGCCAAUGAAGCAGACAUUCAGAUGUAGUAGAAUGGACUAUUUAAUAUCUGUAACAGGGCAAGUAUUUUUGCACAGAAUAUUAUCAUGACACAUUCAUUUAAUCUCUAUAGCUGAUUGUCACUGCCCAUGUUGUGGUAAAGGGAGACAAGGGAAAUAAGCAUAUGCAUCCUCAUAUUAACACCAGAUAUUGCUCUUCUAUCCUGAAUUACUGACUUUAAUCAGGGCUUGGAAAUGCCUGCUUUCUGUUUACCAGUCCCUAGAGAAAAGGAGCUGCUAAUAUGGCUUUUGUAGACUGGAGUUGUGUUGAUUUGCUUGAUCGUGUAUAUAUCAAUUUAUAAGUGAAUUCACAUGAUAGUUAGUUUAAGGUAAUGGGUCAAUUCAGUGAUUUAUA